UGAUUCAAGGACAACCAGGUUAUUUACAAUUCCCUCCAAUAGGCAUUCCAUUGGAAUGUUCGUUUUCCUUCGUAAAUACUCCAGCACUCCCAGCAACUCAAGCAUUAGCUGACACAAUUGGAGUGCUCGACAUCAACAAUUGGUCUAGACAUGCCCCUGGAAUUCCGGAUGUUGGCCAGAAAAAUAUAACUUGUCCACCAAAUCUAACCCAUCAAUUACAUGACUAUGCUAGUGAACUCAGUGCUAUGCUUCCAGAUUGGAAAGCCCACAAAAAU
Molecule: messenger RNA, 275 nt
Organism: Entrophospora candida
Lineage: Eukaryota; Fungi; Glomeromycota; Glomeromycetes; Entrophosporales; Entrophosporaceae
Source: the annotation of a GenBank genome assembly